CAAAGACACUCUGAUGCAAGUCCUAAUAAUCCUGCAUGAUGAUCAUAAUUUCACUGAAACUUACUCUAACCAUGUGUUUUGGCUGCUUAGCUGCAGGUCCCAAUAAUUUAACAGUCACCCAGACACCACAGAGAAUACAUCUAUCAAUUGGAGACUACGCUGAAAUUGCCUGUAUUUGGGAAAAAUCUGCUGUGAGGUAUAGAGUAAGCUGGUAUCUUGUUAAUAAAGAGAACAUCACCAAAACUGUAUCAUCAACACUUCUUUAUGUAUCCAACAUCACCCAUGAAAGCGAGGAUGUACUAGUGAUAAAAUCUGCCAAUGUAAAUCACGCUGGAUUUUACUACUGUGAGAUAAUUAUUGAAAUACCUUUCUAUAAGAAAGCAUGUGGAAAUGGGACAACAGUGAUUGUUGAAGAGAAAGAAACUCACUCAUUGAAAAAAGGAGAUCUGGCAAUAUGGGCUAUCAUUCCUUUCUUAGUGGCAGUGGGAAGCUUAUAUCUUUGCUACAAAAAAAAGCAGCACUCAAAACGUUCUGGUUCUGCACAACUUCCUGUGCCGGCCAGAAAGCAUCAGGAGGAGGAGAUGCUCGAGGCUGCAGAACUUCACAGGAGAAAUGUAUCCACCAAUGAAGCAGCUGAGGAAAACACAUCAUGCAAUUCUGUUGAAUGGGCUGUGUCUACACUUUAUGAAUCACUAGAUUCAUUUUUGAAAUGAAUCAAGAGGAAAAGAUGACAAAUCCACUGUGACUAUUGUACCCAAUGGAGCAGAUGAGCUAAUUCUACAAACUAGGGCAGCUGAAAAGUCUAGGACAAGAACCCACUGCCUACUUUGGCAUUAUUCAGAACUAAAAGGACGAUAUAAUUAAACAAUAUAUGGUUAAAUAACUAUGAAACUGAAAACAAUGUGAUAAUUUGCUGAUGAAGGAUGGAUUACAUGAGUUUCUUGUCAGAAGCAUGUCAGUGGGACAAUAUACAAGAAAAAAGAUUGGUUCCAAGCAGUCUCUGAAUGUUUUGUCACUAACAAAACACUGUAAGGGGUCUGAAUUUGGAGGGUAUGUCAUUUUAGAAGACUGUCUUCAACUCUUCCCCCUGCGUCCAGAAGCCAUAAACUAUAUAUUAUCACACUUCAAAAAAAUCUUCUGGACUGAACAAGAUUCUCCCAACAGAAGCAUUUCUUCAGGAAGCCCACGUAUAACUAUCAGAAGGUAGGGAAGAAGUGCACAUGAUGGUAAUCGUUUGACCAAAUAGACAGUACUACCCAUAGGAUGGAGUCUGAUCUCUGAAACUAUCAUCAGUGCUGACCACAUCAUAGCCAGAGUGGUUUGAAAGAAAGGAUUAUAUUCCUGUGGAAACGGACUGUUAGUGUUGAAGUGCUAAUUCAUUCACACACUAGGAAGAGUCUUCCAGAGAAGGUAGUCUCCUAUGCACAAUGAAAUACUAGGUUUAAAUGAAGCUAUAUAUAUAUAUAUAUUUAUUAUUAUUAUUAUUAAUAAUUAUUGUCUAACUGGUGAAGGAAGGAU
This is a messenger RNA of Tyto alba (common barn owl), 1518 nucleotides long. RefSeq lists its product as uncharacterized. The record is from RefSeq and is a predicted model, not a curated record. NCBI's taxonomy places the organism in Eukaryota, Metazoa, Chordata, Aves, Strigiformes, Tytonidae. The transcript is spliced from 5 exons. Bases 36 to 713 code for a protein of 225 amino acids.